This is a messenger RNA of Tripterygium wilfordii, 1660 nucleotides long. Its product is annotated as fructose-bisphosphate aldolase 3, chloroplastic-like. The coding region runs from base 216 to 1397 and encodes 393 amino acids. The transcript has 6 exons. Gene Ontology annotation, biological process: glycolytic process; fructose 1,6-bisphosphate metabolic process. The record is from RefSeq and is a predicted model, not a curated record. Gene Ontology annotation, cellular component: cytosol. Gene Ontology annotation, molecular function: fructose-bisphosphate aldolase activity. NCBI's taxonomy places the organism in Eukaryota, Viridiplantae, Streptophyta, Magnoliopsida, Celastrales, Celastraceae.
GACGACUGUUUGGUAAUCCCCGCGUGGUCCUUGUCUUUUAACAAUCCGAUUGUUCGCGGCGGACUCCCCGAGAAAACAAAGCUCAACCCCUUUAUUAUAACCCAAACUGAUAGACUGUAAAGUGAACAAGGUCGUAAAACCCGACCCACCGAAAGCCGAUCUCUCUAAAGCAAGGGAUUUCUGUCGUCGUCUUUCUUUUUUUGGGUUGAAUCGAAAUGGCUUGUGCAAGCUUUGCUAAACUUAGCGCAGCGUCGUCUCAGUGGAUCGGGCAACAGUCCUUUGCCCAACGCCCCGGAUCAUCCACUCGCCUUGCCACACGCCGCGUCUUCGUCCCGAUCCGCGCCAGCUCAUACACAGAGGAACUCGUUAAGACCGCCAAAACUAUUGCGUCUCCUGGUCGCGGGAUCCUUGCCAUUGAUGAAUCAAAUGCAACCUGUGGAAAGAGAUUAGCUUCUAUUGGCUUGGACAACACUGAGGUCAACAGGCAGGCAUAUAGACAGCUACUGCUUACCACUCCUGGCCUUGGUGAAUAUAUUUCUGGUGCCAUUCUUUUCGAGGAAACCCUUUACCAAUCCACAACAGAUGGCAAGACGUUUGUUGACUGCCUGCGAGAUGAGAAUAUUGUGCCUGGCAUCAAAGUUGAUAAGGGUUUGGUUCCCUUACCAGGAUCAAACAAUGAAUCUUGGUGUCAAGGUUUGGAUGGAUUGGCUUCAAGAUCUGCUGAGUACUACAAGCAGGGUGCUCGUUUUGCCAAGUGGAGGACAGUUGUCAGUAUUCCUUGUGGUCCUUCUGCUCUGGCUGUUAAGGAGGCUGCAUGGGGACUUGCACGUUAUGCUGCCAUUUCUCAGGAUAAUGGUCUUGUACCUAUAGUGGAACCUGAGAUUCUUCUUGAUGGAGAUCACCCAAUUGAGAGGACAUUAGAAGUGGCAGAGAAGGUCUGGUCAGAAGUCUUCUACUUCUUGGCCCAGAACAAUGUUGUGUUUGAAGGAAUUCUACUGAAACCCAGCAUGGUAACCCCAGGGGCUGAACAUAAGGAGAAGGCUUCUCCGGAGACGAUUGCCAAAUAUACGCUCACAAUGCUUCAAAGGAGAGUUCCUCCUGCAGUUCCUGGUAUCAUGUUUUUGUCUGGAGGACAGUCUGAAGCGGAAGCAACACUAAACCUGAACGCAAUGAACCAAAGCCCCAACCCAUGGCACGUUUCCUUCUCUUAUGCACGUGCUCUGCAGAACACUGUUCUUAAGAAAUGGCAAGGUCGUCCCGAAAAUGUGGAAGCUGCACAAAUUGCACUUUUAGUGCGUGCUAAGGCAAACUCCCUUGCUCAGCUUGGAAAGUACUCUGCUGAGGGUGAAAGUGAUGAAGCUAAGAAAGGAAUGUUUGUGAAGGGCUAUACAUACUGAGCAAAGGUCAAGAAAACUCGUCUUUUGUUAUCAUGUACUCGUUUCCCAUUUGUUUCUUGUAAGUUAUGGCUUUGUAAGUUAUGGAUGCUAAGAGAGUUAGAGCAUUAGAUAAGUUGUUGCCUUCUCUUUUUCUUUUAUACCGGAGAGCCUGAAUAAUCUGAGAUGGAAUAAGUUUUUUUGAAUCUCUAACCCUUGAAGAAGAGGGGUUAGUGGGGGGUGAGAAUGCAAUAAUUCUUAUGUUUUAUGAGUUGUUGCAACUGAAA